GGAUCAGAAAUCAGGAUCCCGGCUUCAGUUGCCUCCCGACGCUCAAAAAAGCCACACGUAUUAAUUUAACGUGGAGUAAUGCAGUGAUAUAUUUCAGUGUUUGACGUUUCUCGAUACGGUGUCUCAAGAUGCCGCUCCAAAUACGAAGGGCAGGCGUGGUCUCCUUCUUGAGGGAGAACCUAUUGACGCUUCUGACCAUCAUUGGUGUUGUCGCUGGCACCUUGCUUGGCUGGGGCCUUCGGGCGACAGGCUACGAAUGGACGAGACGAGAGGUCAUGUACUUCCAGUACCCCGGAGAGCUGUUCCUGAGGAUGCUGAAGUGUCUCAUAGUUCCGCUGCUGGUGUCGUCCAUUGUAUCUGCGAUAGGUUCGCUGGAUCUUAGUCUUUCUGGCAAGGUCGGUCUCCGAGCCAUUAUCUACUACAUGACGACCACGGUAUGCGCUGUGAUGCUCGGUAUCGCUCUCGUGACCACCAUCAAGCCUGGCCGGAACUCGGAAGCGUUCAGCCAACCCGCCGGGACCAAACUUACUAAAGAUGUACUUACGGCCGAUACUAUACUCGAUUUAAUAAGAAACGUAUUUCCUGAAAACAUAGUGCAGGCAACUAUAGCAUCAUAUCGAACCAGACUCGCCUACGAUGUAAACGACACGAGGGCGAUUAAAGGACAUUUGGAGACGUACAAAAUCGAAGGGGAUUAUCAGAAGGGCAGCAAUGUUCUCGGUCUGGUCUGCUUUAGCAUCGUGCUGGGAAUCACACUUGGGAAGAUGGGGGAGAAGAGCCGACCGCUGCAGAACUUCUUCCACACCCUCUCUGAAGCUAUGAUGAUCAUCACUGGAUGGGUUAUUUGGCUAUCGCCUUUGGGUGUGUUUUUCUUGGUCACAGCCAAGAUAAUGGAGAUUGAAUCGUUUUCGGAGUUGGUGGGAAGACUUGGAAUGUAUUUCAUGACAGUUCUUCUGGGUCUGUUCCUACACGGUUUUGGCACGUUGAGCAUAUUGUUCGUGUUGGCGACGAAGAAAUUGCCGUGUCGUUAUAUUGCAAAGAUGGGACAAGUGAUGGCAACAGCUUUUGGUACGGCGUCCAGUUCGGCAACAAUGCCGAUAACUAUCGGAUGCUGCGAUGAGAUGGGUCUUGAUCCUCGCAUAACGCGCUUCGUUAUUCCUAUUGGCGCAACGAUCAACAUGGACGGCACCGCACUAUACGAGGCAGUUGCUGCAAUUUUCAUCGCGCAGCUGAGGAAAGUUGAGAUGUCAUUUGGGAAGAUUGUUGCUGUGAGUGUAACAGCUACAGCAGCGAGUAUAGGUGCGGCUGGUAUUCCACAAGCAGGACUGGUUACCAUGGUGAUGGUACUUGAUACAGUCAACUUGCCCGCUGAAGACGUCUCUAUCAUUCUCGCUGUCGAUUGGCUCCUGGAUCGGUUUCGGACUACCAUCAACGUUGUCUGUGACGCAUUGGGUGCUAUCAUAGUAGCUUCAUUGUCACAAGCUGAUAUUGAGAAGACGCGACAAAAUAACGACAAAGAACUUGCCACAGCACACGAACUAAGCGACUUAGAGAAGGGCGAACAUUAAACGAAAAUAACUGUAGCAUUGACUCAACUGUGUUCAGAUUAAAUAAUUAUUUUUUCAGGGCAUUUGUUGGUAUUGUUGUGGUAAAUAAUAUUCGUGUUGUUUUUAAUAAAAUCAGCUGAGAAUAUUAAGAAUAAUUUACAAUCUCCAUCUUGACUAAGGUCUGCGUAGUUCUAUCAAAGAUUCAAUAUGCAAAUGGUUUGUGAGUUUAAAUCUGUUAGUGAGUUUCGAAUUAAGUUUAUUUAUUUUAUAGAAUCUAGAAUGAGAAUAUUCAAAUGAUGAAUUGGUAGUUAAAUCAUAUAGUAAUCAAAAUAUAAAUAUUAAGUUACAUUGGUUAGGUACAUAUCAUGAUAAAGGUUAUAUGUUGAAUCGUUUUCAGUGUCAUGUUUAUUAUAAAGUUGUUAGUUUGUAAGGUUGAUGAUGUAUUGUAUAAUCACUAGAAGUUCUGUGAGCUGUUAGAUUUUUUGUGUGUUCUAUGUGACUAUACUUUAAAUAUUCACUAAACAUGAUUGUUAAAGUAUUUUAUGUUUGUACAAAGUACUUUAUAUUUCAUACUGAUCGAGGUUUUCCAUCCUUACUUAUCCCUACACAAAACAUGAUAUUGUAAUACUUUACCUAGAUAUUAUGAGGUUGAAAUCGUUGGGUUUUUCGCAUUAAAUCAUCCUUAUCAUUGCAAAAGAUAGUUAUUCUUACUAGCUUGUGAAAUAACCACAAUAUGUGUUUAUGUGCUUACAAAAUAUAUCCGUGAAACCCAAGUCAUAAUAUGUGUUACGAAAUGCAAUAUAAAUAGUGUGUCAAUUCCUUUGAUCUACCGCUAAUUAUGUAUACCGCUGUUUCGACCUCUAGUCGCAAAAAUUAUAAACAUUAACAUAAACAAAAUUGUUGUUGUGGCAUCAGAACACAAAAAAUGUGCAAUGUGUACUUGAUAGGUCAAAAUACGAGUAACAACACGCCGGUACAACAGCAGACGGCGCGAGAUGAAGGGAGAUACUGUUCUCGUUCAUAAGCAAAACAUCUCUGCUCUGCCUAAUCGCGGAGUUGAUAAUUUUUACAAUUUACGGUAUGUUCCAAUAUGCACUGCGAGCACUGCACAGUGCUAUCACUGUAGAAAAAUUCGUUCCGUUAUGGACUGCCAGUAUACUGCCGCAGUACCCUAGGGAAAUAUAUGACGUCAUAAAUCGCUGCCAUACUCUCCUGUGAGCACUGGCGUUUUCGAGGUAAGGUACUCACAGUAUUUUGAUCACGUGAUCAGUAAAAACCACUCAAGUGCCCAACGUUUUAUAAACAAUACCUACAGUUUAAUCCCAAAUAUUUUUAAUUUGACAGUACUCCAACAACAAUUUUGUUUUAAUGAACUAGAAAAAUUUAAUACACUCAUUUGAAUGCUGCGUCAAAAAAUGCGGCUGACAGUAUACGGGAUUUCGUUUCGUUUUAAAUAGUUACCAGUAUAACUGGCUAUAAAGGAACGGUUUCACAGUAUACUAAAUUGACGUCACAAUGUAGAGUGGUCGCAGUGCAUAUCGGAACAUACCCUUAGUAAUGCUUAGAAACGGGGCAUUACACUCUUACCAUUAAAAUCUCCUUAUUCAACAGCAUAUUUACUGCGAUCUUUUAACUAUUCUGCAUAGCGUGACGUUUUUUGGUAAUUUGAAACCAGUGGUGUAAAUUGUACAGUAUGGUUAACAGUACGUAUGAAAUACUCAUACCGCCAGUUGCAGAAAGCAUCCAAUAUAUCCUAACGGCCUCACAAAUAAGCUUGCUAUAAAGUUAUACCGGAGAACAAACCAAGAAUAUGUAAAAUGUUUACAAAUAGACAUUUUGCUUAUGAUUCAUAUAUUCUGACGUAUGACGUUUCCCGCGUUUAUUUGCAAGGCUGCUUGAAAUUUGGAAUUCUUUAGAAUUGUCAUUUUUUUUUUAUUUAUUUAGUGGCACGUAAAUUGUCAUUAUAUUGACAGUGUUGUCAGCGAUAUAGUCAACAUUUUGCAUAUUCUUAGUUCAUUCUCAGGUAUAACUUUAUAUCAAGUUUAUUUUUGAGGCCGUUUAAGUUUAAUUAAAUAUAAUACCGUCACUUUCUUUUUCAUUUUGACAGUUAAAGAUAGCAUGUAAUGAAACAUUGACUUUAAAUAUGCUUUUUGCAACUGGCGGCUAAUGUGCCAUAUCAUCAUUAAUUAUUUAUAUCUAUUAAUAGUGUAAUGUUGCAUUCCAAAAACCAUUAAUUUAUUAUUUUACCGUUAUUUUUAUCUGCUUUAGUCGUUAAACGAUAUCUUCUGUACCGUAUAUAGCUAGAUAUUAACAUAUAUACUCUGUUGUACGUAGAUUUGGUUUUGCCAAUGUCGUGUAUACUGUAGAAAACAUGUAAUAAAAUAAUAAUGUAUUAUUACCUGAUUUUAGCUUAAAGUUAAGGUUUGGUAAAAAAAAAAAAAGUUGAUUGUAAGAAAUUUGUUUCAUAUGAAAAUUGUCUUUUUAGUAGGUAUUAAUUAAAGCCAAAAAACAACGGUCUUUUACACUAAUGUCUUCCGUCAUUACCGAAGGAAUUACUAUAAAAGACAUGCCAUAGUGAUUUUUUUGUAAAUUCUGCUUAAGUGACACGUUGAAAAGAGUGUUAUGAGAAUGCGGUGAACAGAAAAAAUAAGACAGCUUAAAUUAAGAAUUGUUCUCCGCUGCGCUCCGACGAUACCACACUACCUAAGCUACAAUAGCUUUAUCACGGCAACUAUAAGAUGUUUGUGUGCGUGGCAUCUUGACACUCAAUGGCAUCUUUCAAAUUUUGUAAGUUUGUACACUUCUUGUUAAUUUACAUUGUUAUUAGUAAAAUACAAAAAACUUACUGAUGAUAUGUGAUCCCAGUGUCUUUCUUAUUUCUUUUAGUAUUAUUAUUUUUACAAAGUUUUUCUACGCAACCCGGCAUUUUAGUUUCAGCUAUUAGCAAAGUUUCACAGAACGUCAACGUUCACACAUUGUUCGUAGUAUUAAUUGCCGCACUCUGCGACUACGCCUGAGGUAUCUAGUUGGAUCGCAGUGGAGACCAAUUAUUAUUCUAAGUAAUACAGUGUUUUUCACAUGCGCAGAGUAAGGUUACUGUCGUCUAAAUUAGGACACUUUCGAGUCACACAGAUCGCUCGGUUAUCAAAUACAUUUUAUUAGAUAUUUUAAGUUAUCUGUUAUCUUUAAUGAUUGAUUGUAAAAUAUAAUUAUAGUUUUAAGGAUAUACAUGGUUAACAGAGCCAAUAAUCAUGAUGAUAAAUAUAUAUUUAUAAAUAAACAUUUCAUUCAUUUAGGGGUUCUUGAGUAAUAAAAGUAAACUUGUUUAUAAAACACUUUACAUUAAGAAUACGUAAAUUAGUAAAUAAACAUAUUGUACUGUUUAAACUGUAGAUCAAUUGUAUUAUUUUAUUAAUAAAUACUUUCAGUAUU
Leptidea sinapis is the source of this 4979-nucleotide messenger RNA. RefSeq names its product excitatory amino acid transporter 3 (gene Eaat1). Gene Ontology annotation, cellular component: plasma membrane. Lineage: Eukaryota; Metazoa; Arthropoda; Insecta; Lepidoptera; Pieridae. Gene Ontology annotation, biological process: L-glutamate transmembrane transport. The coding region runs from base 129 to 1568 and encodes 479 amino acids. The record is from RefSeq and is a predicted model, not a curated record. The transcript has 9 exons. Gene Ontology annotation, molecular function: L-glutamate transmembrane transporter activity; neutral L-amino acid transmembrane transporter activity; glutamate:sodium symporter activity.